Messenger RNA from Chelonia mydas (Green sea turtle), 2364 nucleotides. RefSeq lists its product as uncharacterized. Gene Ontology annotation, biological process: regulation of DNA-templated transcription. Lineage: Eukaryota; Metazoa; Chordata; Testudines; Cheloniidae. The record is from RefSeq and is a predicted model, not a curated record. The coding region runs from base 347 to 1864 and encodes 505 amino acids. The transcript has 10 exons.
GGUCCGUGUUCAGAUCUGGCCCUGGGGGAGUUUUGGGGGCUGAGGCUGGAGCCGUGGGAACCUGUGAAGUGCGGGGGGGGGGGGACGACAAUCUGCUCUCUGGCAGAAUUUGCUACUGGGGUUGUGCUGCGCGUGCUCAGUAACAUCCGCUGAAGCCACGGGCCCCCCCCCGCCCUUCUCCCUGCCCUUACUUGCCAUCCCAGCCUGUGUACCGCUUUUUACAGGGGGUUAAAAAGAGGUGAAAAGAGGGUAAAACCCAUCCCAGGCGGGGGAGCGGGGGCAGUCACCGUGGUGGGGCUGAGCCCCCCCGUGUUGGCAAUAAUGGGGGGGGGCAGAGGGGCUUUUUAUGACCCCUCCCCCAGAGGGCACCUCUCAGCCCGGGCUGCCCAGGGCGGAUGCUUCAAUGCCCGGGCCGCCCCCUGGCCAGUCACCGACUGGGGGGCUGCCGGGGACUGGAUUCAGGGAAAUAUUUUGCAUACUCCCCCCUCAGAAACAAAGACUCCCGGAUCAGGGCGUCUGGCUGCGUAAAGUCUCCGCGCGGUUCCCAGAUUUGUCUGGUCGGCUGCCGGGAGUCCCCGAAUGGGGCUCCCUUCCUUGGGCUCUGUUUGCAAGAGCCCUUUGCCCCUUUUUACCGAUCCCUUUUCUGAAAGGUUCUCUUCGUUACCUUAAUAGCACGUCCUCACGUACCCGUCCUGUCACUGAGCAGGAGCCCCCCCGAGAGCGUCGGGCCCCUCUGGGCAAAGAGAGAGAAGCCGCCAAAGCCGAGGAGCAGCGGCAAAGCCAGGAGCUGCUGAGCCGGACGGCAGCCGAGAGGCAGAAGAUGGUCUGGGAGUGGCGGGAGCUGCGAGGGUUUCUGGCGGAGCAGGAGCAGCGGCUGCUGUCCCGGCUGGAAGAGCUGGAGAGAGCCAUUGUCCAGAGAAGGGAUGCGGGCGUCUGCCGAGGGUCCCGGGAGAUUUCCCUGCUCGGGGAGCGGGGAGGAGAGAAGGGGCAGCCGCCGCUGAGCCAACCCCUGCAGGGUGCUGGGAGCACUGGGGGCAGCAGGGAGGACGGGGCGUUUCGGGAGCCGGAGCCAGGGUUUGCGGAGCUGGAGAGGAGACUCAGCGAUUUCUCUCUGACAAGUGCCGUCCUGCAGGAGGUGCUGCUGGGAUUCAAAGAGAUGCUGCGACUGGAGCUGGGCAGCGACACAGGUGGCAGAGUAAUACGCACCUUUGGCUCCAGAUUGUCCCAGCCUCUCACGGGACGGGGAAGGGGACUGGCUGUCGUGGAGCCAGUCCAGGGGCCGGUGACCUUCGAGGAGGUGGCUGUGUAUUUCACCAGGGAAGAGUGGGCUCUGCUGGACCCCCGUCAAAGAGCCCUCUGCAGAGACGUCAUGCAGGAGAACUACGAGAAUGUGACCUCGCUGGCUGGUGAUGCAAUGGUGUGUGAGAAAGAAGAGCAGAAUUUUCAGCAGGAAGAUGCUGAGCAAGUGGAUAAACACAGAGCAUUAUUGCAAAGAUCGGAAAGGAAUGAGUCCAGGAGUCGUGAGCAGGGAAAAUCCUGUGAGAAUCAGCACAGACCAGAAAAAGAGCAGGGAAACCAACCAGGAGAGAAAGUGGAUAAAUGUAUUUCCUGUCAGGGAACUCAGAAGGACCUGAAGGAAACCACAACACAGGAGGAAAUCCUCAGGAGAAAGAGAAAAAAUACAUGCACUGAGUGCGGGGACAACUUAUGUGACUAUUCAGCCCAUAUAAAACAUCAGAGAAUCCACACAGCCUUGCUUUUUCCCCAUCCCUCCAUGAUGACAUGGAGACAGUUCAAGUGCAGUUCUGUCAACAGGAGAGAACUCUCCCAUUUACUGGACAUGCUAACAAAGAAAAAAUGGUGAUUUAAAAUCUCCGCUCGGAAAUGGUGAACAACAGCAGAACCCCAACUAACAGAAGGAAGUGCAUAUGAUCACAGUGUCGUUCAAUUGUUUAAGGCAAUACUGUCUCAGAUGAUCUGGGGAGAGAAUUCCAUGGUAGGUGAUUUUCAACUAGGCAAAAUGCCCUUGUAUUUGGUUCCCAAAGCAUGUGUAACUCAGGCCCUACAGAAGAUCUCUCCUAGCUAAUUCUGUGGCAUAGGGAAUGGUCCUCUUCAUGAUGCAGAUGUUGAGGAAAUAGAAGUGGGGUUUUUGUUGAAUUUAUCCUUUAUAGGUGCUAAAAAUGUUUAUAAAAUGAAAGCAGUGUGGGAAAUCUAAUAGCUUUAGAAAAAUAGCAAUUUUUGAAUAGAAACUCCAGCUCUGGUAACUAACAGAGAUUCUGAUCCAGCCCUGUAUCCAAUCCCUUGCCUGGAACUGUGCCACCAAAUUAAAGAAAAGCUGGGUAUGGUUUGGGAAGCCAUUCCUCA